AUGCUUAAUAUCAUACCCUCCCUUAAUAUCAUACCCUCCCUUAAUAUCGUACCCUCCCUUAAUAUCAUACCCUCCCUUAAUAUCAUACCCUCCCUUAAUAUCGUACCCUCCCUUAAUAUCGUACCCUCCCUUAAUGAAAAACCUUUAAAAAGUAUGGAGACUUUCAAACCGGGCUUGUUUCAUAUUGAAAAAGACAAAGACUGGGUAAAUAAUAUGUUACGACCACAACUUGAGGAAUAUGAUGACGAAAUCAAAUUUAAUGGUUGCAUACAGAGCCGUGAUUUUGUACCUGGCGAGCUAGUUUUUGAAAGCAUCUGCAGUGGAAUAAAAGUUUGUCGUAAACUUGUCAUUCUCCUAACACCAAAUUACCUUGAGAAUAAUUGGAAUAGAUACAUGAAUGAUGAAUGCCUUUCCCAAGCGAUUGAAAGAAAAGUGCAGGAAAAGAAAAUCAUUCUAAUAGUCCUUGAGAGGUGUAUCAUCCCAGACGAGCUUCAGCCAUUGAAUCCGAUUGAUUUCACAGAAGAAAACGAUUGGGACGAGGUUCGGAUGAGCCUUAUCAUUAAUAUGGAUUGA
This is a messenger RNA of Acanthosepion pharaonis, 573 nucleotides long. Lineage: Eukaryota; Metazoa; Mollusca; Cephalopoda; Sepiida; Sepiidae. The record is from the annotation of a GenBank genome assembly.